Frankliniella occidentalis (western flower thrips) is the source of this 5813-nucleotide messenger RNA. It is a transcript of the gene Ack-like, whose product is annotated as activated Cdc42 kinase-like. Gene Ontology annotation, molecular function: protein tyrosine kinase activity; ATP binding. The record is from RefSeq and is a predicted model, not a curated record. The transcript has 23 exons. Lineage: Eukaryota; Metazoa; Arthropoda; Insecta; Thysanoptera; Thripidae. Gene Ontology annotation, biological process: protein phosphorylation. Bases 283 to 4053 code for a protein of 1256 amino acids.
GGUCGGAUCGUGUUCGUGUUCGUUCGUUCAGCUCGGUCGGUACAGCUUGCUUACGCUUGCAUUAGAAGGAAAGGAAUGCAAAUAUUUAUGGUAUGGUAGAACGCACGCAACUGUAAUCGCACUUGGCGUUCUCUUGAGCUUUCACUUUUUGCAAUAUGUAGUGAGAUACAUUAUUACAAUCAGACCUGCGGGUCAAUCCACCAGUCAAUCCAUCUUUCAUUCUCGUGAAGAUUUGAUUUCCUCACUGAUGAGAAAGUAGCAGACAGACACACCACUCGCACUAUGGCGACUGCUCGAGGUCCUGGUCUUUACGAAUUCCUCAUAGAAGCAGAACUACAGCAAUACUAUUCUGGCAUUAAAAAUGACUUAAAGGUGCAGAAUGUCUCUCAACUCAAGUACGUUACAGAAGAGGAUCUUCAACAAAUUGGCAUGACCAAACCAGAAAUGAGAAGAUUGAAGAAAUUCUUUCAACGUCACUUUCCUCAAAAUUAUAUUUCCAAGUUAAAAAAGAUGAUUCGCCCUAAAAAGGAAGAGCAAUGUAGUAUGCAAUCCCUUUUACCUGAUGACAACCAAGAAAAGCCAGCAAUUCGAGUGCCAAAUAAACAUAUCAUUCCUGCAGAAGCAAUUCUUGUCAAUAAAGAACUAGGAGCUGGAGAAUUUGGAGUUGUACAGCAAGGAGUUUGGACUAAUGACCGAGACAGAAUUCAAGUAGCUAUCAAAUGCCUCAGUCGAGAGCGUAUGCAAAACAACCCAAUAGAGUUUCUGAAAGAAGCUGCUAUCAUGCAUGCUAUAGACCAUGAACAUAUUGUUAGGCUAUACGGAGUUGUAUUAGACACUAGUGCUCUAAUGCUGGUCACAGAGCUUGCUCCUUUGAGGUCCUUGUUGGAGUGUUUAAAGGAACCAUCUCUGCGGGCUAGUUUUCCAGUUCUUUCUUUAUGUGACUUUGCAAUACAAGUUUGUGAUGGUAUGCAAUAUUUGGAAACCAAGAGGCUCAUACACAGAGAUUUGGCUGCUCGAAAUAUCUUGGUGUUUUCCAAAAAUAAAGUGAAAAUUUCUGACUUUGGGCUUUCUAGAGCCCUUGGAGUUGGGAAAGAUUAUUACCAAACUAACUUCAAUGUCAACCUAAAGUUACCUAUUGCUUGGUGUGCACCUGAAUGUAUUAGUUAUCUGCGCUUUACAUCUGCAUCUGAUGUAUGGGCAUAUGGAGUCACUUUGUGGGAAAUGUUCAGCUAUGGAUUCCAACCUUGGGCAGCUCUGACUGGUCAUCAAAUUUUGGAGGCUAUUGAUGAGCCUAACUUCCAGCGUUUGGAGCAGCCUGAAUGCUGUCCCAAAGAAUACUUCAGUGUUAUGCUACGGUGUUGGCAGCAUGAUCCAGCAAAGCGACCCAGAUUUUGUGAUUUGAUUGACAUACUACCAGAGUGCAAGCCAGAACAAGUUCAAGUUGUUGAUGCACUAGUGGAAGGGCAACUUCGCCGGGAGCAGUUGAUAUAUCGUGUGGCAGAUAUUAUUACUGUGUUGGACAAAUCACCCCUUCCAAAUGUUGUAAAUGUUUGGAAGGGUGUGCUUACCAAUGGAAAGACAGGAUUAUUCAAUCCAGCUCAUACUGUGGCUUACAUUGGGAAUAAUUUGCCUGCUGCAAACAAACCAGGAGAUUUUACUCGUGGAGAUGGCAGAAAUACAUUUUCAUCUAGAAGACGGCUUAGACCAGAGAUGAUAUCAAGGCCCCAAGGAGAUCUCCAGCAUUGUGGUCAUGUUGGUAAAGAUGGGGCUUUCUUUGGUGAUAUCUCAUUUCUAGGAGGAAAGCAAUACAGUCAGUUACCUCGUCAAGUAGUAACACCUUAUAAGCCUCAAGAGGAUGCUGGUUGUGAUGCUGCUGAUGUUACAGACCGAGCACCUUUGCUCAAAAGUCAUGGACACCCUCAAGGAGAUGGCAGCUGGUCAGAUUUUCCAGAUACAGAAGAUGUUCCACCCAUGUCCAAGCACUUAGCUAAAUAUUCGCCGCCCAGGAUUACUCAGCCAUUGCACACACCUGCUCCAAGCAAUAUGCAUUCUUUAAUGUAUGGUUCUAGCUUGUCAUCGUCCCCCCCUGCUUCAAACUUGCAUCAAAACAAUGUUUCACUGUCGUCCUACGGAAAGCCUGAUCAAUUAGGCUCUCAACAAUCAUCUCAUGCCUCACCGAUUAAUGGCAUUCAAAAUGCAUGUCAUUAUGAGCCUCACAUUUCCUCUCACCAUGUUCAGAAUGGAAAUUCCAUUCGAUCUUUGAAUGGAAAUCAUAAUGGAGUUAUUAGUGGAACUCAUAACGGGCAUUUAAAUGGUGGUGCUUCUAAGUCUCAUGGCUCUGGUAAAAGUCACAAUGGCGCACACCAAAGUCAAUCUGGGCGCUCUAAUAUGGAUCAUGAAUAUCAUGAAAUUUCAGAUGAAGAGGAAGUUGCUUGUAUGGAGAAAACGUUCGAGUUAGGCAGUCUCCUGACAGAAAUGGAAUCAGCCUUUCCGUCUCUUGGAACUUCACCUCUUCCUCCCGCAUCUCAACCUCCUCCCUCACCUCUAGAUGAAGACAUAAAUUUGCGCAAUGAACAGCGCGAACUAGCAGCUAGGUGGACUGGUGUGCGAAAAAAGCAGGCCACGCUCAAGCAUCCAUUCUCAACUAUCAAUCCGAGGUUUAUGGGCGGGACACUACUUUUUACAUCUGGAAAACUGCGUAUUUCAUCGGGGAAACUUCGUUUUGCUGCCAGUAGACUUUGUUUUUCAAGCAGAAGACAGCGGUUUGGAGUUGAAAAAAAGUCAAGUCGAAAUGUACGGGUUAAACCAAUUUCAGCAUCAGAUGAGAGAACUUUGGAUUCUGCUAUUGCCAUGGUGAAUGAAAUUGCUGCCCGUUCAAUGGAAGGUCAUGGAGAUGAUUCUCCAAAGACUCCAGCAUCUCCAAACAAGCGCAAGUUUUCCUUCCGUUUUCCACCAUCUCACACCAUAACAUCACAUACUCGCCAUGCCAGUCUUUCAAGAAGUUCUCAUGAUGAACGUAGAAAUUUCACUGAAGAAGCUGCAUCUAUUCCAGACAUGCAGUCCACACUCAGUGCUGAGGCCAAAGCAGUCUACAGCAGUCUUGUUGAAAAUUCAGCAGAUGUGUCAAGUUCAUCUGCAGCUUCUGAAAGUAAUCCUCUUCGAAUGUUACGCUCUACUCCUGUUGUACGCCCAAGAGUUCGGGGUAACAAGCACCAGAGCAAUGAAGGAUCAACAAGCGAACCAUCUGGAUCUAAUUGUACUCUGCCAAGGUGUAGAGUUCCUCCUCCUACUCUUCAAUCAGCUGGCAGCGGUAGUGUAUUUGAGGAUACAGAUGUUGAAAUAGAUCAGCAUGAGCAUGCAGAACUUCGAGAUGAUAACCCAAUUCCACUUCCUCCUCGGGAUAGAACAAGGCCUCGUACAAAUACUAAGGCUCGGCACCAAAGAAAGCAUCCUCUUAUAAUUCCAGCUAGUGGAAUGUCUAGGACUCUGGCCAUGGCUUCAAGAGAAACUCUUACACUUGGGUCUGAGCUUGCUGACGAAAGCAAUACAGGGUCUCAUGAUGAUAGCUAUGAUCAACGACUAGCAUGCGAGAUUGACAGGUUGGAUGACCUGGAUAUUGAUGCGACUGAUGGAGGGCAUGAAGAAGACACACUGGUUACUCUAGAAAAUGGAAUUGCUACCUUGACAAGUGGUGAUCCUGUGUUUCGCUUGUCAGAUCAUGUAUCUUGUGAAGAUUUAUUGGAAUUUGCUUGUGAUGGUCCCAACUCUCGAAGAACGCGUGGUAAAGCACGUGGCAUAGACUCUGAUGAGGUCAGAAUAAUGGGAAAGGUUUUAGGCAACAAUGUACAUGUAGAAGCGUGCUUGGCAGCCUUAAAUGCUGCUGAUUGGGAUGUUCAUAGAGCCAUCAAAUUAGUUCGACUUCAGACUUUAUUGCAGUCAUCGCUGGACUUAGCUGACUGUGGACAAGCAUUGGAUAGCUGUGGAUGGGAUGUAGCAAGAGCUGCAAGUUGGCUACUUGCUAAUUCUGAUGUAGGAGAAACAACUCAUGUUUAACCAUUUUGAUAUUUUUUGAAUGCCUGUAGUGAACAGUUUUGAAACUUAAUCACAAUUUCAUUUAUUACUGCUUAUUAAUUUUCUUCAGCCCAGAAACAGCACUGUGGUCAACUGUGAUGGUCAUGACAGAUGCUGCUAUACAAACCUGUAACUCUCUCCGGUGAUACAGUUUUAAAAUGAUGCUCAUCCCAAAUAAGCCAGAUUUGUAUGAAAUUUAUUUUGUGCCAAUGUUUCAUUAUUGUAUUUUAUCAUGUUGCAUUUAUAUUUAUUUAGUCACUAUUUAGUUUUAACCAUGUUGUCUUCUUGUUUUCUUUUAUAAUUUUGUGUGAUAAAAGCAAUAAUCUUGAAAAAGUAUUAAUGAUUUCAAUGUGAAGAUAUUCUAAAGAUGUUGCUAGUGAUAUCAUGGAAAGAUCAACCAAAGUUACCUAUUUUAAUUAAUUUCUUGUAAUUGGGCAUGCGGUCCCCAGUUCUGCUUUUGUACUCACGUUAGUUUUGUAACACACUGAGGUUACAGGGUUUUCUUAAUUCUGCUGCUUCAUUUAACCUGCAGACUAAUCAAAUUUCUUUAUCGGUAAAGCAGCUUUUAAUGAAAUAAUUUGGAAGUACCAUACCAUACCAUAUCAUUUCAUAUGUAUCAACUUAUUACGUAAUAAUUCACUAAUAUCACACUUCGCUUUCUAAGACUUAUUAUAAUCACAAUUUCUUUAUACUGUCUACCUGAUAAUCUGCCAUGGUAAUGACAAUAAGACAGAUGAACAGUAUUUGAUUAUCUUAAACAAACAGACUUAAUUUGUAUCAUGAGGAUGGAUCGAGGGAUGGAUAUACUUUAACAGACUGAUUUUGCAUUUCAUAAAAUUUGAGGGUUGUAAAGAUUUUUGACAAUUACUGGAAUUGUUGUAAAGAAUCUUGAUUUCAUCUACACUGUCUACUCAUCUAUAUUUUGUAAACAUUUUUUUUUCUUUACAUCAAAAUUUGCUAUUACUCAAAGUAAUAAUUAAAGGACUGCUUUAAGACUUCCAUUUUGUAUUUUCAUAAAAAAUUAGUCUGGUUUAUUAAACAGUCUAGGUUGUGUAAGUAUCGUUCUCAUUUUCACUAUCAUUCUCAUUACAAUGUCUCCUUGUCGCCUUUGAUCCUUAUCUGCAUUGUUGUGCUUGUGCUUAAUCUUCUAUGUACUACUACUAUCUAAUGCUUUUCAUCACAAGUUAAAUUUUCUUCAACUCGUGUUGCAUUUUUUGUGUGUGUGAGACUUAUUUUAUGUCUGCAGAAUUUCUCUGUGGACAAGUAUUUUUUUUCUUUAACUACUAUUUCAUUGCUUAAUAUCAGAAUGUGUGUUAUUUGACUGAUUAAGUCUGGACUUUGUACAACCCCUCAAUGUUAUUGUUAUAUUCAUACACAUAUGUAUAUUGAUGCAUGCAAAAUGGAGUGAGCGAGUUGAGGGCACAAAUUCUGGUGAUGUCCCUUUAUUUUUUACUCUCAAGUUUCCUUCUUUAAAAUCUUAACAAUGUUGCCAUGUUUGGCAGCUUAAUAUUAUUGCUACUACUCUCGCUACUUCUACCCUAAAAAUGUAUUGGAUUGCCAUUUUAAGAUAUAUUUUGAAUGAAUAAUACUCAUUGGCUUGUUUUUUUUGGCUAAGGGCAUAUUAUUCAACUUCUAUAACUCAUUAUAAUAAUUUUAUGUCCAAAACCAUCAUUAUGUGAUCUGACAUCAAUUGGAAAGCUGUGCACUUUAAUUAAUAAAAUGUCGUUUUAAAACUUUUGAAA